Paramuricea clavata is the source of this 7224-nucleotide messenger RNA. Lineage: Eukaryota; Metazoa; Cnidaria; Anthozoa; Malacalcyonacea; Plexauridae. The record is from the annotation of a GenBank genome assembly.
GUGGAAACAACAACAACUCAGCUUCUGUCAAGAGUAAAAUAUGAACACUUCCGUGUUUCCAUACUGCUGUACCCUGCUUCUGAAACUCUGACAAUGAGUGAAACAUUUCCACUUGUCGCCCAUUUGUAAAUAAAAAUUCUUCGCACGUUUUCAUGCGAUUAAGUCGUUAUAUCGUUGCGUACAAGCACUACAACUUAAUCUUUCAAGAAACACUUUAUUUUCCAUGAACAAACCAGUAAAAGAGGACAAAAAAUCCUCUCACAAUGCAUAUUUUCAGCGUUCGAAGAAUCAAAAUGUUUUUUAAGAAAUGCGCCCGCAAUAUUUAAACAGCGACAACAGAAUGCCCAGCUUUUGGCUGGGGCUGGUCACGUGGCACGCAGAUUCUGCGUGCUGAAAUAAAAUGUGUCUUUGGGUAAUGGGUGGGUAGGGUGGUAGAGGAGUGGUCUAAAGCUACGUUUGCACACAACGAUUAAUCGGGACGAUUUCAGGUUUUGCCACUGAGCUAUAUAAUAACUGGAGGACCUGUUCCUAUACUUCGUUCAGUCAACGAAGUGAAGCCAAAAACAUGGCGGAUUUUGACGUUUGCUCACACCAUUUCCAUGACAACUGGUCCGUAAUUCCCACGCAAUUACCACUGACCAACCGCGAUCCUGAGCUUCAGACGACGUUUUCACCCCCCUGGUUUUGGCAGUUUUUUUAGUUAAAAACAGAAUAUUUUCUCGUAUUUUGCUGGUUUUUUACAACUUGAAAGAAAUUAAAGUGCUGUUUUGCUCCGCUUGCUGAUGCAACAAUUUACUUUACAUAAAGGAUGAGUAAUUCAUUUCACAGGUAAGAUUCAUGGGACUUGGAUAACGGAUAGUACGAAAUUGUAAAAUAUUUUGUCAAACCUUAGCACUCGUUCACUCAUGAGCCAAAUGGACAAGCCUGUGCCACACCCCCAACUAAGGAAAUUAGGUGACUAGGGAAACGAGAGAAAUGUGAGCGAGGAAGCGAGUAUUUUACAGCGAUCAUUUGUGAGAAAAUUUUAUGUUUUAUUAAACUUUUAUUUUAAAUUUAUUUGUGGUAAGUGUGCAUUAACUUCUCCAGCACACUUUGGUGCCGUGACCAGGAUCUAUUCGCGAGAUUAAUUAAAACGUUUAUAUUCGAACAUGAGCAACGAGCAGACCGAGGAAAGUUUACAACUAGAAAUCAACAAGGAAAUAGAAAAACUGAAAUAUUACGUUGAAAAUGCUGACGAGACGAUCAACGAAGGAGAUUUUAACGAGAUCAAGAUAAUAAAUAACCGAGCAACAGCAAUUUUGGAUAAAAUAAACACUCUAGUCGCGAGUAUUCAAGAGUUAAAAAUCGAUCGCGGGGAAACAGCAAGGAAUGUUCGAUAAUGGAAAAAGGAAAAUAAGGAAAUUUACAGGCCGCUAGUGGAAAAAAUGGGAAAACUAUCUGACGCUUAUAACCAGAAACAAAGGAAAACAAACGAUGAAAUCGAGCGGGAAAAACAAGAAGCAGAAAGGGAAAACGAAGAACGUCGUCGGCGAGAAAUACGAGAGCGCGAAAGAGAAAUGUGGGAAGAAAAAUUUAACGCAGAAUUACGAAUGACCGAGAAAAAGAUUGAAAUGGAAACACAGGCAAAGGCUAGUUUGGCAAAACUUCCACGUUUGAAAAUUACACCAUUCAAAGGUACAGCAGCUGAUUGGGUUCGGUUUGAAAAUAUGUUUCUGACUCAAGUUGACAGCAGACCAAUUUCUGAGGAAGAAAAAUUUGGUUAUCUGCUAGAGUCGGUGGUACCUAAGGUAAGAGAUAUAAUUUCUAAUUUAAAACCAAGCUCUGUGGGGUAUAAAACGGCAUGGGACCGUUUGAAAAAGGAAUAUGGGCAAACCCGAGCAGUGAUCAGUGCGCACUUAGAUGAAAUCAUCAACUUACCUACUAUUAGAGGAACUAAUCAUGAGAAAAUUCAAGAGUUUUAUGAUAAGCUAAGCAGAAACUUUGAUGCUUUACAAACCCUAGGAGAGGGGGGAAAAUUACAAGGAUUUGUUAUGAACACAUUGAACAAAUUACCACAUGUAAAGCCAGACUUAGUAAGGGUGGAUAGCAGCUGGGAGGAAUGGGAGAUGGGAGCUCUGAUUAAUAACUUACAAGCAUGGUUGAAGAGAAACAAAUGUGAUGAUGGUUUUUCAAACCCCCAAGUGAUAACCGGAAGAGAGAAAGAAAUUGGUACGGGGGGAUGGGAAACCGAAACCAAAGUGCAUAUUUUGAUAUUUUGUAGUGAGGAACACUGGAGUGAUGAGUGCAAAAGAGUAGUUACACAAGAUCAGAGAAGGAAGUUCUUUGUCGACAAGAACUUAUGCUUCAAUUGUGGACGUACUGGUCAUAGGGGGUCCCAGUGCCGUAGCCGAGGUUGUUUCAAGUGUGGGUCAAAGCAUCACACCAGUAUAUGUGACAAGAACCAAAAUCCCAAAUUGGAGACGGGGGUGUACUCAAUGGUUACAGCAGGUCCCCUGAGACGAAUUCUUUACCAGCCAUUAUUCCAGUCAAGAUUGGGGGGGAGGUGAUGUGGGCUUAUUUAGACACUGGUUCUGCUAGGAACUUUGUUUCUCGGGACGCAGCAAAAAUGUUAAAUUUGAAGCCAAAACGCCAUGAACCGAGAGAAAUUGUUACUCUGAAUGGGAUCACAAAUCAGUCAAUGCCGAUUUAUGAAAUAGUAAUAAAUGCUCUUGACGGGGGAGCACGAGAGAAAAUCGAGGUUACCGGUUCGAAACUUCCAGACUUUACGACAGUCAGAAGACCUCAUAUUCCCGAGCUAAAAUUAAAGCAUGAACACACAAAGGACAAAACAUUUUACUAUACUGAGAAUAGGAAAUGCCAGAUUCAUCUCAUUAUUGGAGACAACACGUUUAGUCGAAUCCGAACUGAAACUGUGUGCAAGGGGGAGCAGGGAGACCCGAUCGUUGAAGAAACCAGUUUCGGUUGGGUAAUACAUGGGGGCGAUGACUACACCGAUGAUCAGUGCAUGUUCACAAGAGAGACAAGUGACUGUGAGAGACUGUAUAGUUUGGACGUCUUGGGAGUCGAGGACACAGGAGACACCAACAGUGAAAUUCUGAAUGAGUUUACAGAGAAAAUUACGAGAAAGGAGGACGGGAGGUAUGAGGUCAGUUUUCCAUGGAUUUCAGGGAAAAGACCGUCGGAUACAAACGAACAGCAGAGUAGGAAACGGUUACAGAAUGUCGAUAGAAAAUUAGAUAAAAACCCUGAACUAAAGCGAGAGUACAACAACAUUAUAAGCGAACAGUUAAGCCAAGGAGUAGUGGAAGUAGCCCUAGACACCCCCACUGGGGACCGGGUUUACUACAUGCCGCACAAACCGGUUGUGCGCCAGAAUGCUACCACAACAAAGGUACGAAUGAUCUUCGAUGCGAGUGCAAAACCUAAUGCAUCAGCUGAGAGCAUAAACGAUUGCAUGUAUACUGGCCCUCCGUUGCAACCACAUCUGUGGGACAUACUAGUACGAGCACGGUUAAUGCAGAAUCUUAUAUUAGCAGACAUCCAGAAAGCUUUCCUUCAGAUUGAAGUGAAGGAAGAAGAUCGUGAUUCCUUCAGAUUCCUAUACAACGUAAAUGGCAUGGAGAAACACCUACGUUUCACACGUGUGCCGUUCGGAGCGGAGGCUAGCCCCUUUGUAUUAGGUGCAACAUUGCAACACCACCUCGGAAACCAAUCCCCUGAACAUCAAGAUACCGUCGACGCGUUGAAGAAAAAUACCUAUGUGGACAAUUUAAUAUACGGUGGCGAGGAUCUGAGUAGCUUGGUGAAAUUCAAAGACGAAAGCAGCAGGAUCUUGGAAAGUGGUAAAUUUCCCGUCCAAAAAUGGGAAAGUAAUGUCGAGUUCUUAGAAAGCAAUGACAUGCCAAACCAUACUAAAUUCUUGGGACAUAUGUGGGACAAACGGGAGGAAACCCUCGAGAUAACAGUUCCUGAUUACCCAGAAGGUGAUCCAGUGACCAAACGAAGCAUCCUUAGUCAUUUAGGAAGCAUGUAUGAUCCACUUGGGAUAAUCUCUCCGACCCUAGCUGAGGGGAAACGAAUCUAUCGCAAUGUGUGUGACGAGAAGAAAUGUUGGAAUGCGGAAGUUUCUCCUCAAUCGAAAUACCAAUGGUUGAAGUGGACUAAGCAAUUGAGGAAUGUUAAGGUGCCUCGAAGUAUUAAUAAGAGUAUCAAGAGAAUGAAAGCAGUUCAACUUCACGUCUUUGCGGAUUCAAGUACUUUAGCUUGUUGUUCAGUAGCUAUCGCUGUUGUGGAGAGUAAUACGGGCGUUGUCAAAGGCCUCCUAGCUUCGAAGUCGCGAAUAUCAAAACGGGACACGUCAAUUCCAAGGCUCGAGCUUGUUAGCGGUCAUAUGGCCGCAAACAUGGCAAGAAACCUGUGCAACGCUUUACGCGGAUGGCCUAUCAAGUCCGUGAUCAUAUGGAUGGAUAGUCUUGUUGCAUUAUUUUGGAUAAAUAAUCCGGGCAAAGCUUGGAAGGUGUUCGUAGCCAACAGAGUCAAACAAAUGGCGGAUAUAACCGAAGAAGUGAACAUUGUGUGGAAAUACUGCCCGACAAACAUGAACCUUGCAGAUUUAAGAAGCAGGAGUGCAAGCAUUGAUUAGCUCGAGAGUCAAGAGUGGUUUGCAGGACCAAACUGGCUCCUCAGUGAGGACAAGUGGCCUGAACAACCCGAACUAAAGAAGAACAGAGAAACACAUGGUGAGUACAAAACCACUGAACCAAUCUUCUACUGUAAUGAGCAAGAAACCGAUGAAUGGGAUGAUCUACUCGAUCGAAGUUCAUAUUGGCGAACUUUACGAGUCACAGCCUGGAUUUUACGCUUUGUAAAUAACUGUCGUUCUAAAGCAAGGAGAGACAAACGAAGAAAUGGUCCACUAAAUACGGACGAAAUCACGAGUGCCAGAAAUAAAUGGGUGAGGAGAGUGCAGCAGAAAGAUCGGCCAGAUAUCCAGUCGCCGGGAUGGAGGUUGGUAGAAGAGCGUGACACCGGGAUACUGAAAUGCGAAGGACGAGUAACGAAUUAUCAGCCAAUAUAUCUUGGGGGAGGAGCGUUUGAGGACAAACUUAUUUCUCAUGUCCACAAUCAGAUCAUGCAUCUCGGUGUUUCAAACACAAUGACGACUCUUCGAAAAACGUGGUGGAUUCCAAGGUUACGUGAGAAAGUGAAGAAAGUCAUCAACAAGUGUAACGUUUGCAAAUUAUAUUCGGCAAAACCGUUUGAAGCCCCAAUCACAGCGAAAAUGCCAAGUUUUAGAACGGAAGAUGACCGACCAUUUGAAGUGACCGGCGUGGACUUCGCAGGACCGCUGCACUAUAAAAUUACUAAGAAAGAGGACGGAAAAUGCUAUGUCUUAAUAUUUACGUGCGCAGCCUCAAGAGCGGUUCAUUUGAAAGUAACGAAAGAUCAAACGGCUGCAGAAUUUCAGAGGAAACUCAAUGCUUUCAUUACCUGUAGAACGAGACCGCGUAUGAUAAUAUCGGACAACGCGCAAACUUUCAAAGUUACAGCUGAAUGGGUGAAGAUUAUAAGGAAGAGCGAGAAAAUGCAGAACUGUCUUGCAAACGAAGAAAUCAGGUGGCAAUUCAAUCUUGCGAAAUCCCCAUGGUGGGGAGGUUUCUACGAAAGGCUUAUUAAGGAAGUCAAGAAAACUUUAUAUAAAACACUGCAUGGGGAAAUCUCACUUGUCAUUCGAGGGCAUGGAGCAAGUGGUAAUGGAUAUUGAGAAGAAUUUGAAUAAUCGGCCGUUGACGUACGUGGAGGGCGAGAUAGAGUCGAAGGUGCUAACGCCAAAUGUUAUUAUGUGGAGAAGAAAUGCAUAUCCACAAGAGGAACUGGAAACAGACACGGACGAGUUGACAUCGAUGAACAGGCGGCUGAUUAACGCAAGACAACACGCAUGGCAACGCUGGAAAAGGGAGUAUAUUCACGCUUUAAUGGAAAAGCAUCGUACAAAAACGAAGGGGGGAGUGUACCAGACGUCGGCGACAUACUCUUGAUCUUGGGUGACGAAAAGAAUCGGGGUGAAUGGAAGAAAGGUCGUGUACUACGCUUAGUAAAGGGCAAGGACGGUGUUGUACGGGGCGUCGUUUUGUGUCACAACGGUCGAAGAGUUGAGCGACCUUUACAAUUAGUCUGUCCAUUGGAACUUAAAGUCGCAGAAAGUGUCGUGGAGCAAAAGCAGAACGAAACGGUCUCUAAGAAUCAACGAGUUGAAAGAAACGCGGCGAAGGAAGCGGAGCAGAGAAUACGGUUGCAGUUAGAGGAAGAAGAGGACAAUUGAACUAUAGAAACAUGUAUAGUUGCGUUCAUAUUGUUAUUGUUACAGUAAGGAUAAAAAUUGACAAUUAGGGGAGUGUGAGCCAAUUGGACAAGCCUGUGCCACACCCCCAACUAAGGAAAUUAGGUGACUAGGGAAACGAGAGAAAUGUGAGCGAGGAAGCGAUUAUUUUACAGCGAUCAUUUGUGAGAAAAUUUUAUGUUUUAUUAAACUUUUAUUUUAAAUUUAUUUGUGGUAAGUGUGCAUUAACUUCUCCAGCACACUCAUGCCAAUAUGAACUGCAAAUAUUUCAAUAUCGGACAUAAAAGUCAUAAAAACCUUGAGAAAUUUGAGAAAUUGUGAUCAUAAAAGUUACUGUUUUGUAAUCUUUUGUUUUAGUCCUGGCGAUGUGUCUUUGCCAGGGCUAAAAUUAUUCUUAACAUGAAGUAUUGCGUGUCUGUGUUUACUUUUGCCCAGUCUCUUUGGCCGAAUUAUGUAUAGUCGAUCCACUGAGCUGUAUAAUACAGUGAGUCGAUCGAGAUUUCGAUUUGUGUCUGUCUGUCUGUCUGUCUGUCUGUCUGUCUGUCUGUCUGUCUGUCUGUCUGUCUGUCUGUCUGUCUGUCUGUCUGUCUGUCUGUCUGUCUGUCUGUCUGUCUGUCUGUCUGUCUGUCUGUCUGUCUAUAAAUUCCGGGGAAAUAAUUAAGGCUUCAGGAAGUUUUCUUAAACGAGGGGGGCGGUCAAUAUUUAUUUUGUAUUGCGCUCACAUGAUACAUUGAUGUUGGAUUUUCACAAAUCGACAAUAUUUUGAAUAAUUCAGGUAAGGAUAGCUUUAUUUCUUUCUGGUGAUAUUACAUGAAGAUAUUUAGAUCUGCUGUUUAGCGUUCGAUAUGAGGUAUUUGAAACAAUAGAUCGUCUUUAUAUUUAUG